AUGCGUGCUCUCAACUCAACAGCCUCAAAAACUAUAGCAAAAGUGAAUUCGGGCAAACCCUCACAGCGAAAAAACCAAAGUCCCGCCACCGAGGCACAACCAUACGAUCAGCCAGCAACCCACGCACAUGGAUCUCGUUUAGCACUAAAUGUAAACCCAUCAUCCACCGCCAGACCCCGCCGACCAUCUUCUCGUCAGUCGGCUCUGUCCUCCUUUUCAGCAACUUCGUCUUCGGGAAAUCUCAGCUCAACUUUUAAACGACUGCCCUCGUCCGAAGCCCUCAGAGCAAAAGCAUCGCGACCUACCAUCAUUACCGCAACUGUCGCCAAGCCUUCCCGAGCUGCCCCAAUUUCAGGAGCUAAUCGCAAUCAAAACAACAAACUUACUACCGCUUCCCAUCCGCCGACGAGCCAAGCAAAGCAGCCGAGCUCGGUCACCUCCAGACUUUCGCGCUCGCCACACGCCGCGAGGCUCCCUCUUAACUCUCGCAACCAAAAUGCCGCUCAGAUGACACAGAAAGCAUCGUCAAUGUCGAGAAACGUCAAAGUUACGAUGCCUCCCGAUAGGUCAACGAACCCCACGGCCGCCGGCAGACCUACGCUGCCCCAUCUCAGUGCUUCUGCUACCCGUAGCUCAAAUCGCCCGCCCUUAACACCUAAAAUCGCUGCGUCCAAACCCACGCAAGCACCAAGUCUAGCAGCGAAUGCAGGAAAUCUGUCAGUGCGAAGGACAAACGCGCGGUCGACGAAUGGGAGCACAGUAUCGGCUAGAAGUACACCUCAGCCACCAGAUGACGACCAAGCAUCUUUCCUCGGCCACAAUAUCACGCCUCGCUCUGGAAAGAGACAAAGUCGUGUGGAUAGCGCCAACAGCACUCCAAAUGGCACACCAGACCCGGGCAGACUCGACGCAUGGGACAGAGACCUACGCGUGGCCUAUCCGUCUUCGCCCGGGGGUCAUCAUGGUGAAGCUGCAAGACGACCAGUUGUGGCCUUCAGUCCUGGGCCAGCGGAACCACGAAUGCCAGCGAAACAUGAGCUGCAUGUCGACCUUGACUCCAAGUUCUUCCACGCCAGCGAUAUCAAGUCCAACCAAUCUGCGCAACCCAAACCCACGAUAGCCAAGUCCUCGAAUUUUCUAUAUGCCAGUGGUCUCUCGGCGCACUCGGCAGAAAGCAAGCCCAGCACAGGUGGUCUUUAUACGUCGGCGCCCUCAGCGACCUCGUCGCAAAAUGACCUUUCUAGCAAGUUUAUUUACGCCAAUGGAACACCAGACCUCAAGCCGGGCCCUUCGACUGGCUCGUCUCGUCCAGGAUCUGUGAUCUCAGUAAAUUCAAAGGCCGCGCCGAACCGGGCACCAACCAGUGCACCGAGCGGUGGGCUAUCCAACUCUCAACGGUCGAUAUCGCCACCCAAAAAUGGACAGCAGCCUUAUGUUGCUCAAUUAAAGAGCCCAAAUAUGCCAACAGCCACGACCAGAGGGCAGGGUACUUUGCCGCCCCAGCUUGGGCCAGCGCCAACGCUCCGCCGUACCAGCACAGGUACAUCACUAAGCAGCCACUCCAGGAAUGGUAGUGCUGUCAUGGGAGAGGCGGAUCUCAAGGGCAGCUUUAUCUCUUCGGGGCCCCCUUCACCCUUGCCUUUAGCGUCGCCCUCUCAGCCUCCUUUGACGCUGGCUUCCAUCAUCCAGGCUGCCGAGGACUUUGGAGAGGACGAGAGUGUAGGAUCCCAUGACGACUCGCAUUCCGAGGUUCAGAGUCCCACGAAGUCAACUCAUUCUGGAGAUCCGGUGAACGAUCUGGUGGCCAACGCCCGAAGAGAACGAAAGGUUCAGGAUCUUCAGAUCACAAAUGCAUCGCUCGAAGCGAUCAAUCGUACUUUGGAGCGUCAACUGCGAAAACAAACAAGUGAGCUUCGAAGGUUCAGGCGCAUGUCGCGUGCCGGCCGCCUGUCUACACUUUCUGGCGCAGAAUCCAGUCGGGCUGUGUCGGACUCUGUAUCUGGUGUUGUUGAAGAUGUAGACGGCCUACCGCUGUCAGAUCUCGACGAAGAGGUUUCGGACGAGCUCGAAGGCGAAGAAGACGAAGAGCCGUUCUCAGAUACAGAUUCAGCUUCGGAAUCAGUCAGUCCAAGUCUCAUGGCAACUCGUGACGCUCGGUAUGGGAGAAAAGACGAACAACAACUGCAACGCGAUCUGUCGAAACACAAAGAGCUCCUCAUUGAUUCCCAGAAGAUCAACCAAAGCAUUAAGCGUUGUUUGGACUGGACAGAGGAGCUCAUCAAGGAGGGCAAAAAGGCUCUAGAGUACAGUAUUCGUCCGAGUGACGUUGUGGUACCUGGACCCCGAGUUCUCAAUCCAGCCGACGAGGAAGAGCAUACGCAAGCAAGCAUCAACUUUGACCAGGAUGCUCCCUUUGAAGAUGCGCACAAUGAAACAGACGACGAAGCUAUCGAACCAGAGAGAAUUAUGCCACUAGAGCCAAGAUUGGCAGGCUGGAAGCCAGAUUCAGAAGCUCAGGGCUCUGUUGCUACUUAG
This is a messenger RNA of Pestalotiopsis fici W106-1, 2535 nucleotides long. RefSeq lists its product as uncharacterized. The transcript has a single exon. The coding region runs from base 1 to 2535 and encodes 844 amino acids. The record is from RefSeq and is a predicted model, not a curated record. NCBI's taxonomy places the organism in Eukaryota, Fungi, Ascomycota, Sordariomycetes, Amphisphaeriales, Sporocadaceae.